This is a messenger RNA of Vicia villosa (hairy vetch), 2339 nucleotides long. RefSeq names its product probable E3 ubiquitin-protein ligase ARI1. Gene Ontology annotation, biological process: protein polyubiquitination; positive regulation of proteasomal ubiquitin-dependent protein catabolic process; ubiquitin-dependent protein catabolic process. The transcript is spliced from 7 exons. Gene Ontology annotation, molecular function: ubiquitin protein ligase activity; ubiquitin conjugating enzyme binding; zinc ion binding. The record is from RefSeq and is a predicted model, not a curated record. The coding region runs from base 196 to 1794 and encodes 532 amino acids. Gene Ontology annotation, cellular component: ubiquitin ligase complex; cytoplasm. NCBI's taxonomy places the organism in Eukaryota, Viridiplantae, Streptophyta, Magnoliopsida, Fabales, Fabaceae.
UAACUGUGUGAGAGCAUAAGAAAGCAAAGGGAAAAGGAAGAGUUGUGUGUUUGUGUUGUGUGCUCUGUGUUAAGAGUAAUACGUUCCUUUUUUCUCGACUGAUUUUUCGUUCUUUACGAUCACCUAUUAAAUCGAUCAAAUCUCCAAAACCCUAAUUUUCCCAUUUGUUUCCAAUCACUCACUGCUGCGAUUCCGAUGGACGAUUACGGCAGCAGCGACGAUGAUUAUCGUUACUCUGAUCAAGAAGAAUCCGAUUGCGAAUUGUACGAAAAUAAUGAUCAGAACUUUGAGUUACUCUCUUCCACUGCUCAGGUGAUUACUGAGGAAUCAUUGCUAGCUGCACAGAAGGAGGAUUUGCGCCGAGUGAUGGACAUGCUUUCUGUAAGACAACAUCAUGCACGUACGCUGCUAAUUUAUCAUCGCUGGGAUGUGGACCAUUUGUUUGAAGUUUAUGUGGAAAAAGGGAAGGCAUAUAUGUUUGCUCAGGCUGGUGUUAGUGUGGAUGAGUGUCGUGGCUCUAACUCACUUCUUAGUGCUUCGGUAAUGUGUGAAAUCUGCAUGGACGACAUUCCUAGUGAUGAAGUAACAAGAGUGGAUUGUGGUCACUGCUUUUGCAACUCCUGUUGGACACAGCAUUUUAUUGUCAAGAUAAAUGAGGGUCAAAGUAAACGCAUCAGAUGCAUGGCUCACAAGUGUAAUUCCAUUUGUGAUGAAUCUGUCGUAAGAACUCUACUCGCUAGAGAGCACCCUGAUAUGGCAGAGAAGUAUGAACGAUUUCUUCUUGAGUCCUACAUCGAAGACAAUAAAAGAGUUAAAUGGUGUCCGAGCACGCCACAUUGUGGGAAUGCAAUUCGUGUGGAGGGUGAUAAUUUGUGUGAAGUAGAAUGUUCAUGUGGAGAUCAGUUUUGUUUUAAUUGCUUGGCAGAAGCACACUCACCCUGUUCAUGUUUAAUGUGGGAGCUUUGGGAAAAGAAGUGUCGGGAUGAAUCAGAAACUGUUAAUUGGAUAACUGUUCAUACAAAACCUUGUCCAAAGUGCCACAAACCGGUGGAGAAGAAUGGUGGUUGUAAUUUGGUUAGCUGUAUUUGUGGUCAAGCAUUUUGUUGGUUGUGUGGUGGAGCUACUGGCCGGGAUCAUACUUGGUCGAGUAUAGCGGGUCAUAGCUGUGGUCGCUUCAAAGAACAAGAGAAAACAGCUGAGCGGGCAAAGAGGGAUCUGUAUCGGUACAUGCAUUAUCAUAACCGAUAUAAAGCUCACACAGACUCCUUUAAGCUUGAAAGUAAACUGAAAGAUACUAUACGAGGGAGGAUUUCUAAAUCGGAAGAGACAAAAAGUUCUGAACUCAGUGAUUAUAGCUGGGUACAUAAUGGACUCUCUAGACUUUUCAGAUCUAGGCGUGUCCUUUCAUAUUCAUAUGCAUUUGCAUUUUAUAUGUUUGGAGAUGAGAUUUUUAAAGAAGAAAUGUCAGAAGCUGAAAGGGUAAUCAAGCAGAACUUAUUUGAGGAUCAACAGCAGCAGUUUGAGUCAAAUGUUGAAAAACUCUCUAAGAUGCUGGAGGAGCCUUUUGAUACUUUUGAAUAUGAUAAGGUUAUGGAGAUAAGAAUGCAGAUAAUAGAUCUGUCAACACUGAUUGAUGGUCUUUGUAAGAAAAUGUAUGAGUGCAUCGAGAAUGAUUUAUUGGGUUCUAUUAAUCUUGGUACUAUUCACGGUAUAGCACCAUAUAAAUCAAAGGGCAUAGAGAGGGCUUCGGAACUUCAAGUUUGUUGGAGCAAUAAAGCCAACAAUAUGGUUUGACUUAGUGGAUGCUCAGAAAUGUUACUGAGUGAAAGGAUUCUUGUAUAUGUAUGCUGCAAGCGUAGGUGUAACAGCAGAGUUUGAUCGGUCAGAAGAGAGUGGAUGUUCUUCUCGUAAGCGUGCCAGAAAAGACGGUGAAAUGUUUGAUCUAAACUUGCCAGCUGAUGCUCUAGACAGAAUCUGACUUUGAAGGAGACUUUAUAAACAAACAGGCGUACAGGUCUAACUUAAAUUGCUUUGCUGCAUUUGAUGGGGUGAAUCAACCAUUUUUGGCUUUCGCAUCCGAGCGGUUUACUCCCUCAUUUUUUUCUUCUUGCUUGUCUCUGCCGAGAUAUAUUUCCUUAGAGAUUCAAUGUUCCUCUUUUGCUUGUACAUAGCCUUGAGGCACUUAUUUGCAAUUAAAUUAUAUAAAUGCCUACAUGGGUUUCUAGAGGACAAUUUUUAGGGUAAUGUUUGAUUUCUAUCUUAUUAUGGAUUUCAAGUGAAGGUAACUUCACCCUUUUUUUUUUGGAUAACUUUCACAUAUUGAUACUCUUUUUACUCAA